This is a messenger RNA of Phialemonium atrogriseum, 2169 nucleotides long. Its product is annotated as cell division control protein. The transcript has 2 exons. Gene Ontology annotation, molecular function: ATP hydrolysis activity; DNA replication origin binding. Bases 116 to 2038 code for a protein of 640 amino acids. Gene Ontology annotation, cellular component: nucleus. The record is from RefSeq and is a predicted model, not a curated record. Gene Ontology annotation, biological process: mitotic DNA replication checkpoint signaling; DNA replication initiation; cell division. Lineage: Eukaryota; Fungi; Ascomycota; Sordariomycetes; Cephalothecales; Cephalothecaceae.
AGAGUUAAAGGUCCGACUUGCAACUUCCUCCUCCAAGGUCGCUCUUACUUCUGUGCACUCUACGCAUAGUUCCUUCCCACCACUGUCUAUCAUAUUUGUACGCCUAGAUCGAGCAAUGCCUUCAACAACUCUGGGAAAGAGGACCAGGAGUGUCAGGGAGCCUGAAUUGGAUCUCCCAAAAAAACGGUUAAGGCGCUCUCGACGUGCAAUUGCCAUUGAUUGUGCGAAUGAGGAUCGUUCCAACACAAUUGGACUUGACGACCAGGAGAACCAACCGCCUCUCGCCGACUUCGACUCUAUUAUUGCAACAACUCCUUCGAAGAGUCGCACAAAAGAUGUCCAAUCGACAUCGACGAUCAGGAUUGGGAAGCAUGGAGCAAGUUUGGAAUCUACCGAGCCCGUGCUUAGAGACACUGCACCGAGCAAGACGACACCCAUUACUCCGCAGACGCCUCGCUAUUACGAUGUCUUUGCUAAGACUGCCUCCACCCCACGCCAUCGUGUCAUGUCUGCCGGGAAAGUCUCAAGGAGGUUGACACCCCAGACACCACGCACACCUACAGCUUGCCAGACAGUGUAUCAUCUCGCAAGGCAGCUCUUCUCACGGAGCUCGGAUCCGGGCCAGUUAAUCGGGCGGGAUGAGGAACGAGCAAGGCUUCGGGGGUUCCUCAACCGUUGUGCAACUCGGAAUCCGAGUGGCUGCCUCUAUGUCAGCGGACCGCCCGGGACGGGGAAGAGUGCCAUGGUCCACGAGGUUUCGCAGGAGCUUGUUUUUGAGGUUCCGACGGUCCGGAAAGCAUACAUUAACUGCAUGAGCAUCCGGUCAUCAAAGGAUCUCUAUGGCACCCUGCUCGAGCAGCUGAACCUCGAGGCUGACAUGUCUGAGUGUGAUGCGGUUGAGGCCCUCCAGAAGCUGUUCUCACCCAAGAGCAAGUCUGAGGACGUGUUCCUGGUAGUGUUGGAUGAGAUUGAUCACGUCCUGUCCAUGGACUUGGAGAGCCUAUACCGACUUUUCGAAUGGUCUCUACAAAAAGCGUCACGCCUCGUCUUGGUGGGUAUCGCCAACGCACUCGACCUCACGGACCGGUUCCUUCCACGCCUCAAGUCCAGAAAUCUCAAGCCCGACCUGCUUCCGUUUCUGCCCUAUUCAGCACCGCAGAUCAAAAGCGUCAUCACGUCAAAACUCAAGAGUUUGAUCCCUGAAGGAAGCAGCAAGCCGGAGUAUAUCCCAUUCUUUCACCCCGCCGCCAUUGAGCUAUGCUCUCGCAAGGUCUCGACCCAGACGGGGGAUCUGCGGAGAGCUUUUGAAAUCUGCCGUCGAGCAAUCGACCUGGUGGAGGGCGAGACGAAGCUGAACCUCGAGAACGAGGUAAAGGAUGAGCUCAUGCAAAUGAGUCCGUCGCGAAAGGUUCUGGGCGAGAACUCCAAUCUAGCUUCCUCGCCCAGAGCCAAUGGGGCUCAAAACGCCAGGCCGUCCUUGGCCCGAUCUCUGCAAGGCUUGACAGUGGAAAAUGCGCCUCGAGUCACGAUCGGACACCUCAACAAAGUAACAGCGGCGGCAUUCAGCAAUGGGACAAACCAGAGGCUAAAGACACUCAACCUCCAACAGAAGGCGGCGCUAUGCGCUCUGAUGGCUAUCGAGAAGCGUAACAAGGCAGCAAAGGAUCCCGUGGGCUUGACCACACCGUCGAAGACAACGGUCAUCGCUCCCACGGUCAAGACAUUGUUCGAUACGUACUGCCUGCUUUGCAAGCGCGACUCGGUCCUGCACCCCUUGUCAAGCUCCGAGUUUCGCGAGGUGGUGGGAAGCCUGGAGACCCUUUCUCUGAUCGCCCCUGUGGAUGGAAAGACGGGGUCCUUGACGGUGCUGCAGACACCAAGCAAAAGGGGAAGAAAGCCGGCAUUUGGUAAUGGCAAUACCCUCGGCGAUGAUAAGAGGGUCGCCAGCUGUGUGGGAGACAGAGAGAUAGAGCAGGCCGUUGAGGGCCUAGGCGCAGACAUUCUGAAGAGCAUUUUGAGCGGCGAGGCGUUGGAUUAAUGGGUUGAUACGUUCACAGCAUUACAUACUGGCUUGUCUGCAUAACAGGAGUUCCUUGGCUAAGGACAUGCUGUACUACCAGUUAUGUUUGAGUUGGCUGCCUCGGCUCAGGCGGGAUUAAUCUGUAUAUA